Molecule: messenger RNA, 910 nt
Organism: Laetiporus sulphureus 93-53
Lineage: Eukaryota; Fungi; Basidiomycota; Agaricomycetes; Polyporales; Laetiporaceae
Exons: 4
Coding region: 297-548 (83 amino acids)
Source: RefSeq, a predicted model, not a curated record
GCAUGGUCCGCCUUUGUCUGCAGAAUCUCACUUUCCUACCCUCAUUGAGAAGACAUGGGCGAGUCAAAUCACUGGCGAAUGAAAUUAAACAAUUACCUCCAGGCGAACGGAGGCAACCAUAUACUGUCGUGGGAUAUCUCCCAGAGCGGCCCUCUGCAUCGCCCUGUGUGGGCAGCAGUAGCUUACAUUCGAGGCGUCGAGUACGGCAGAAGCACCGGCUCUAGCCAAGACGCUGUCAAGGAGGAGGCCGCGCGACAAACGCUAGCGGCGCUGCAGCACGACAGAGGCAUGAGAGGAUGAUUCCAUGCGUCCCGCGUCUUUCGUAUGCUGUCACUUUGCUAUUGCUAUUGUUAUCGUUAUAUUCUGCCUCACUCCGCCAUCGUCACCCAAGGACACUCUGGAUAAAUUAUUCUGCUAUGGAUUCAUCCCCGCAUGAGCAUCGGACUUUGUCUUGUAGAUGCUAUAUCCAUCGUAACUCUAUUAUGUAUGCCCUCAACUCGCUGUCUCAUUUUCAACUAGCAUCGUAUUGCUUGAAUAAUAUAUUCUAACUUUCUUGGAGCUCCUUCCACGCAUGCUUGAGCACCUAGGCCCGUGAUCAAGCUCAUUCCCUGUAAGAUAAUGAGCUUCCUAUCAUUGCUUCUCAUAUGAACAGCGCAGCAGAUGAUUAUAAUAUUGACGUUUCUACCAUGCUUCUCCCGAGGCGCGUUGCUGUCGAUCACUGCUGUGCCGCUGCAGACAGUGACCGCAGCUUGCAUUAAAGCAUUCUCAAAUGACGACAGUGCGAUCGGCGCAGCUGCUUGUAGGUCCUUGACGCUUCAACUGACACCGUGCCGGCGUUUCAGCGAAGCAUCACCACUGCUGCGCAGUCACGGCGCAUGCAUUGUCGCGUCACCGCGUGAUUAGAUAUCUA